Molecule: messenger RNA, 485 nt
Organism: Acanthopagrus latus (yellowfin seabream)
Lineage: Eukaryota; Metazoa; Chordata; Actinopteri; Spariformes; Sparidae
Product: cytochrome c oxidase subunit 8B, mitochondrial
Exons: 2
Coding region: 29-241 (70 amino acids)
Biological process (GO): mitochondrial electron transport, cytochrome c to oxygen
Cellular component (GO): mitochondrion
Source: RefSeq, a predicted model, not a curated record
GAAGACGUCUUCACGCUAACACAACAACAUGCCGCUGCUCCUGAGGACCAUCGCCCGCCGCGCUGCGCCUGUCCUGCGGGGACACACAGUCGCCCAGAGGGCUAAUGUCUCCGGCAAGCCGGCCAAAACCGUCGUCGGCCCAAUGGAAACUGUCUUCGGAAUCGCCAUGUUCUCCAUGGCCAUCCUGGCACCGUCUGGAUGGAUCCUGGCUCACUUGGAGGACUACAAGAAGAAAGAAUAAAGUGGACAUUUUAACAGUGUCAUAACGGGCGCAUCCGGCCUCCUGUCUCCAGUGACAACCUGGGACCAUCAUGUUAUGUUUCUCUGCAGAGAAGAAUAUGGAACAAGAUUUACCUUCACUCUUCUACCUCUCCAACAGUUCCACUCCACAUCCCGGAUACAAACCAACUCAAUUCAUUGAAAAUUGUAUUGUACAUUUUCCCCCCUAAGAAGCAUGUUACAAGAUAAAAUUUAAAACACAACUA